AAAUAAGCCAAAUCUAGUUUAAAAUAAGCUAAAAUGGCAGCAGUGUAUAGCAUCUCUAUUCACCACUAUUAUAUAUAUUUUUGAUAAUUGAUUUCAUUAAAAAUAUAAGGAAGUGUACUGCCCGUGACUGAAUAUACAUAUAACAAAAUCGUUGUCUGGUGCUGUCCACAAUACAGUUAAAAUUGCAACCAAACGAUAGCAGCAUCCCACGAAUAUGGCAUUAAAAAAUGGGAAAGGAAAUGAAGAGCUCAAUAAUAUGUCACAUGAGGAGCUGCAAGAAUGGACCACAAAAAUCAUAUGCGAAGCUCAGUGCGAAAAUUCAAUGAACCAAAACCUGGAGUUAACACGCUUGUACUCUACUGAUGUGCACUCUAUAGUGGCAUAUUUUGAGCAAAAUGCCAUCGAUGCAGCCAUUGCUUGUCACGGACUUUUCAUGGAUAAUGCCCGCCAAGAACCUUCCACAAUCAAUGAUGAAGAGCAACAACCUCCAGUGCGUCGACAGCGCCUGUCGCUACCGCAGCAGCAGUCUACAUUUAGCAACGAUUUAAUAAGACAUAUAGAGCCAGUGCACAAUAAAAACUCAUACGCUAAAUCGCACAACAGGAGUCAGGAUGUACACCUUUUCGAGGCGGUUAUAUUGGAGACAAUUGACAGACUCGGCUUACGCCGCACAACUUAGCCAAUGUUUUCGGGAUUGUACAAACAUAUGUAUAAACACACAAAAAUAAUUUUUUGAUCUACAAUCUAUAAUUUGGGCUUAAUUACAAGCGAAUGUGUAGAUUAACCUUUUAACCUUUUAAUAUCUGCUGAUUCGGGGUACUGGUACUUCGAUUCUCUUUUAGGUUGUCCUUUGACUCUGCGCUCGGCCCGCUGCCUACUGGGCUUCGUAUUUUUAGCCCGGUCCCAGAAUCCUAUAUCAAAAUACGCUGCCGUUGGCGUUGCAUAACAUGCAACAUCUUGGUAUUGUAUAGUCUUUGCUUUAACUUAACCAAUUAAAAGCAAAAAUAAAAACUCAACAUCAGACACACUUUUUUGAUAAGACUUGAAGCCCCAAAACUGUUCAAUGAAUUAUGUGUUUUCUUAUUACUAGCGAUUUUUUAGGUGUACCUCUAAACCUGAGCAUACUUCUAAAAAACAUCUAAAACAUUAUUACUUAAAACCAGCAAUUCAAAUCAAUUUUGAAUCCAUGAACUAGACAUACACACAAAUAUUUUAUUAUUCCGUAUUAAAUCCGGAAUAGUGCCCACAGGGUACGAGCUUCGUAGGCCAUUGGCAUUAAAAAAAAUAGAUCUCUCCUUAUUUCUCCCCACUCCACAUUUGGCCAGACGACCGAUAUUUUGGCAUGAAUUCAAAAAUUACAUGGAAACAACAUUUUUUUGAUGUAUAAAUAAAUAUAAUGUUCUGCUCAAUAUUAAAUUGAUAUCAAUAGAAAUGCUAUCACCGUUUUGAAAUUGAUAUUUAAGCAACUUGAAACUUAUAUUUAACUCAACGGAGAAAAAAGAAAUAAGUAAAAAAAAAAUAAUGAACAGAAAUUUAAAUCGAAAUAAGCUUCCCAAAUAGCGGUAGAAAUAUAAAAAAUUUUAGGAGACGCAUUUAUUGUUGUUUAUUGCCUUAAGUAGGCAUAAAUAGAAGAAGUAUACAAAUACUUAUAAAAUAUUCGCGUCAAAAAAUAUGCAUAAUACAACAAAAAUAAACUACUAAAAGCUA
Drosophila pseudoobscura is the source of this 1707-nucleotide messenger RNA. RefSeq lists its product as uncharacterized. The record is from RefSeq and is a predicted model, not a curated record. The transcript is spliced from 2 exons. Lineage: Eukaryota; Metazoa; Arthropoda; Insecta; Diptera; Drosophilidae. Bases 215 to 679 code for a protein of 154 amino acids.